AUGUUCAUGCGAGUGUCAACACGACUCCUCCCAUGUGUAGUCAGCACUCUGUAUAAAUCAGAAGAUGUACCAAGAAAAGCUGCACCAUUGUCUGUUAAGAAAGAGCAACAUCCUUACUAUGACUUAUCUGUGAAAAUUCGACGAACAAAGAACAUCGUUGGAGGAGAUUUCUUAAGCUCAGCAGACUGUUAUGUUUCUUUACAUCUCCCAACGGCAUCUGCAGUCGAUUACAAAACGAAAAUUGUUUCUAAUGACACCAAUUCUGAGUGGGAUGAAACUUUCAAUUUCAGGAUACAGAGUAUGGUGAAGCAUGUACUGGAGCUCUCCCUCUAUCAUACCAGUGUUAAAGGGACAAAACAUCUGUCGACAGUAGACAUCGAUAUUGGAAAAUUUGAACUUGGGCACGAUAUGAAGGCUUUCAUAGAUCUGAAGGAUGAUGAGCAACUGGAAGUGAACUUUCGUUUGGAAAAAUGGAGAGUAGCUAAAGUAAAUGUUAUUCCCUUAGAGGAAGCCACAGAAGAAAUUUUCAUGGAAAACGAGAAAGUAGCAGAGAUCUUUGACAAAUAUGUUGUGUCUGUCUUCAUUAUAGAGGACAUAAAUUACAUACCAAAAAUUGAGGCUAGCCAAGGGGCUCACAAGAGUGAGGAAUAUAAGUUACAGUUUGCAAAGCACAAACCUAGGAGUAGCCUGGAGAAUGAUGAAGAGCAGAAGACAGCAGAUAGCAGGAACAGCUCCGACAAGAGGGAGGAGCUGAAGGGUGUUAACGCACAGUAUAGUAUGUCUGUAAAAGUUGACGGAGCCUAUGAAGAGGAGCAGAUCACCACUCUCAAACCCCUGUCAAAUCCUGUGUGGAAUGAAGACUUUUUCUUUCACAUAGACAAGAGUUUGGAUCCAACACUGAAGAUUGACUUGAUUCAAACCAGCACAGAACUGCAGGAACAGAGUGUUGACCUGAGGCUGAAGGCUAAGGAAUGCUAUGAAGAUCUUGAUGUGCGUCUGAGUUAUGACAUCUCUGAGCCAGAGAAGGAGUUCCUUUCAAAGAGAAAGAAAUUUGGUGCACGAGCACUGAAGGCGGCACUGAAUCUAAAGAAGAUCCCGAAGGACAGUGAUGUGCCUGUUGUAGCAAUCCUUGCCUCAGGGGGUGGAAUACGAGCAAUGACAUCCCUUUAUGGUGUUCUGCUAGGCCUGCAGCAGUUACACAUCUUGGACUGCAUAACCUACAUAUUCGGAGUGUCAGGAUCGACCUGGUGUAUGUCUACGCUGUAUCAGGAUGCCAAUUGGUCUGACAGUGAUUUGAAAGGACCAAUUGAGAAAGCCAAACAUCAAGUGACCAAGAGCAAGACCAGUGCCCUGUCCAAGGAUCGCUUGGGGUAUUACAUCAAUGCUUUGGUAGAGAAGAAUCGAUCUGGGCACAAUGUUUCAAUUACAGAUCUGUGGGGGCUCAUCAUUGAAUCAUUUCUCUUUGGAAAGGAGAAUAAAACCAAGCUGUCAGACCAGCAGAGAGCAGUGAGGAGGGGACAGAACCCAUAUCCAAUCUACGCCAGUCUUAACGUGAGAUCAGACCUCAGCGCUAGAGAUUUUGGAGAAUGGUUUGAGUACACUCCUUAUGAAGCUGGACUUCCAAAAUAUGGAGCUUACAUCCCCAUUCAGCAUUUUGGAAGCAGGUUCUUCAUGGGAUACCUGAUAAAGAAAUGCCCAGAGAUAAGACUCAGCUUCUUACAAGGCCAGUGGGGUAGUGCAUUUGCAGCAAACCUGGAGGAGAUCCUGAGGGAGAUGAUCGGCACCUCCAACACCUGGAUGCAGAGCUUACAGGAUGCUAUCAGGAUAACAGAUAAGCAUUCAGAAUCAAAUCUACAACAACCUCAAAUGAGGACAAUCAUUCCAGCUGGCAUGCUGGACAGUUUAGUAAAAAAUUUAUUUGCGUCACGCCUGACAGGGUCAGAGAGCUGCAACUUCCUCCGUGGCCUCUUUCUACAUCGGAUGUAUGAGGAUAACCACUACUUCUUGCAUGGGCUAACUGAACAUCUGGACUCCUCUCCAAACCAUCUGACACCAAUGAUAAAUCAGCUGUACUUGGUUGAUGCUGGAUUCUCAAAUAAUUCGGCAUUUCCCCUUGCCUUGCGAUCACCGAGAUGCGUCGAUGUCAUCCUGUCUUUUAGUUUUAGUCGGGGAUCACCAUUCAGGGUUCUGAAGACGACUGAGGAAUACUGUACAAAACAUAAUGUCCCCUUCCCAAAGAUAGAUGUGGCAGACGUACUUGAGAACAGCCUACAGGAAUGCUAUGUCUUCAUGGAUGAAAAUAAUUCCGAUAUUCCCAUAGUAAUUCACUUCCCUCUCACAAAUGCCACAUUCAAGGAUUACAAAUCUCCAGGUGUUGAACGUACAUCUGAGGAAGAUAAAAUCAACUCCAGUUUUGUCCUGGAAGCUGAGCAAUCACCAUACAGCACGUUGAACUUUACAUAUACCCCUAAUGAUUUUGAUAAGCUGGUUGAUCUGAAUUGCUACAACGUACUGAACAAUAAAGACAUCAUUCUGAUGAGCUUGAAGAAGGUAUUAGCUAAGAAGAGUUAAGCCACAUCGAUUCUGGAAGGGUUACUGACAUGAAUACUGAACUGUGGAAUAAUCCUUGCUCUUUCCUCUUCAUC
Molecule: messenger RNA, 2645 nt
Organism: Carcharodon carcharias (great white shark)
Lineage: Eukaryota; Metazoa; Chordata; Chondrichthyes; Lamniformes; Lamnidae
Product: cytosolic phospholipase A2 zeta-like
Exons: 19
Coding region: 1-2571 (856 amino acids)
Biological process (GO): glycerophospholipid catabolic process
Cellular component (GO): cytosol
Molecular function (GO): calcium ion binding; calcium-dependent phospholipid binding
Source: RefSeq, a predicted model, not a curated record